Molecule: messenger RNA, 5267 nt
Organism: Drosophila innubila
Lineage: Eukaryota; Metazoa; Arthropoda; Insecta; Diptera; Drosophilidae
Gene: Hasp
Product: protein lev-9
Exons: 16
Coding region: 175-5076 (1633 amino acids)
Cellular component (GO): extracellular region
Molecular function (GO): peptidase inhibitor activity
Source: RefSeq, a predicted model, not a curated record
GUGUUGAUUCGCCAAAGUGUGCAGAUUGCAAUUAGCAAGAAUCGCAAAGAAAUUGGCUACAAGCUGAUUAAAAUUAAUUAAUAUAAUUGCUUAAAAAUGCAGCAGAAUUAAACUUAUAAAUUGAUCAACUAAACGCAGAUAAAGAAAAAUCAAAAUUGGAAAACUGCAGUCAAAAUGAAUCGCCUGCUUUUGCAGUUUCUGGUAACGACGAUACUUGUCUAUAAAGUAUUGUCAGUUCCCACCACCAGCUCCACAACCACGACCAGUAUUGCGACGGGUGCACAAACCACCACGGAGAUACCGCAACAGGAUGACGAUGAUGAUGAUUGGGAUGAGGGCGACGAUUCUCUAGAGUCGGAUGAUGAUGGAAGAGUUUAUAAAAAUCCACGCAAUUCACCAUCCACUGAAUGUCCACGGGAUGAGGAGCAGGCCACGCUUUUGGGUCAGAAAUGUUUGAGGAAAUGCUCCUCCGAUGAGGAUUGCAAGAGCAAGAAGAAGAAAUGUCUAUGCGACGGUGUCUGCGGCAAUUCCUGCAUCAAACCAGAUCGCGAAUGUCCAGAGCUGGCGCAACCCAGCUUGGGUCAGGUCACCGUCGGCGGACGUCACUUUGGAGCUCGCGCUUCCUACGCUUGUCCGCAUGGCUAUCAUGUGGUUGGAUUACAAAGUCGCCUCUGUCAGGCUGAUGGCAAUUGGGCAGGUGCCGAGCCAGCCUGCAAACAGAACAUCUACUGCUUGAAGCCGCCACAGAUUGAGCAUGCCAGAAAUUCGGCAUUACCCGAGCAGGAGACAUUCGAUUUGGACUCAACGGUGCAAUAUCAUUGCCAUACAGGAUAUGUGACCAAUGGAUUUCCACGUGCCAAAUGUUUGGCUAUCGAUAAUCUGGCUAGUUGGUAUGGACCGGAUAUUCAAUGCGAACCACGCUCCUGUGGACAGCCUCCGGAUCCGGCUUAUGGCUGGCACGCUGGCGAGUGUUAUACCUAUGGCUGCAAGAUAACCUAUAACUGUGGCAACGGCUACGAGCUGGUGGGAAAACAUGAGCGCUACUGUCAAUCGGAUGGUUCCUGGACGCCCAAGGAACUGCCCACCUGUGUGUUGGUUACCUCCGUGGUCUGUCCGACCCCAGAGAAUCCGAAGAAUGGCAAAGCCACAUAUACAACCCUGGCAUACAACUCUGUGGUCAGUUACGAGUGUCGUUAUGGCUACACUUUGGUCGGAGAGAGUUCCAGUCGGUGUGGAGCCAGUGCCAAGUGGAGUGGCACAGUUCCAAGUUGCAAGGAGAUUAACUGCGGACAUCCGGGAGUUCUCUACAAUGGUUGGAUUGAGAAUAUUGAAGCAGGCACCGGAUUGGGAGCUAGCAUCAUCUUUCGGUGUCAGCCGGAGAUGUUGAUCAACGGACUGGGAUCAAGUGUCUGUCAGAUUGAUGGAAGAUGGCGUAAUGCCUUACCCGAGUGUCUGGCACCCUGUGUGGUCCCUACCAUAUCACAGGGUUUCGUAAUCCCCAUUGAGAUAACUACAGAUGAGAAUGGCACCACGAUUAUUACCCCGACGACGACGACAACGCAAUCGCCCACUCAAAUCGUAGGCGGUGUGGAAAAGGUGAAACAUGGCACAGCUCUUGAGGUGAAAUGCGAUGAUAACUAUGAAUUUCCGGUCUCUCUACUGAGUCCCCCGACGUGCAACAAUGGCACCUGGAGCAUUAUACCACGUUGUGUGCCUGCCAGGUGCAAGAAUAUGCCCCGGCCCCCGAAGCAUGGCAUGGUUAUGGCACCCAAGACGGAGCACGGAAUGAAGGCAAGAUUUAAGUGUAAGGAUGGCUUUAAAUUGGUCUCUCCCGAGGGUAAAGAUGUCACAGAUCCACAUGAUUAUGUCUUAACGUGUUCGUUUGGCAACUGGACCGGUGAGACGCCCAAAUGCGAUGAGGUCUUCUGCUCCUUCCCCGGCUACAUACCCAACGGAAAGGUGUUGCUUGUGGGCAACAUGGGACUCUACGAUUAUCGUCCAUAUGUCAAGAAGAUUGUCAACAACAAGCAGAUUAUGUAUGACUGCGACAAAGGUUACGUGCUGGAGGUAGGUCCUCCCGGUGCUACCUGUGUGGGUGGCAAGUGGCGUCCUUUGGAUCUGCCGCAGUGUCUGCUUGGCCAGCAUCCGCGUCUACGCUGGAAUCGACGAAGACGACGUCGUUCCUUGGAGCUGCGACAACUGCGCUCUGUUUAUUUGCUGCGACGACAGCGUCAACUUCAACGACAGCUGACAGAGUACCAGUAUUAUCAGCCAGAAGCUAUACCUUCCGACUCUUCAGGACAACGCUUUAAGCGUGGAUCUAAUCCCAAUCCUUCCGACAUUGACUUGGCCUACUCGAAGUACUAUCAGAAGAUCAAGGAGCGUUAUCAUCGUUAUGUGCGCAAGAUCCUAGGACACAGUCGCCUGUACAAGCCGACGGCAAGUCCAAUUCAAGAUGGACACUGGUAUAAUCACUACAACAAUCCGGAACUGGUCAUGACGCGUAAGGUGAAUCACUAUGGCAAUAUUAAUGAACUCCAUGUCACUGCUGCGCCAGUGUUGGAUACUCAUCACAAUCGUCUGCAAAUGGAGCACAGUUCGAAUGUGGCCCCAGCUUUAGUUUCCCGGAAAUCUUACGUGAAUGCAACACGUGAACUUAUCGACCAGUUGAAAUCCCAAAUUGGGCGACGUCGCCGUAAACGCAACACGAGCAUUGGAUCCUCUCCACCCUCGGCGGCAACGCUACCAGAUGCGGAACUGGAUACCAGUGAUGGUGGGGAGACUAGUAAAGCCUCGGGCGGCAAGAGAUUGCGUGGUCCUUGCGAGGAUCUCGACUGGGAUUCGUUUGCAAACAUAACCACAGUGCGUCCGGGAAAGGCACCCGGAAGGAAUUCCGUCGGAAUUAUGCUACAACUGGAAUGCAAUGCGGGAUUUAAGCUAAACAUCAAGGGAGAGAAUGCCACGGCAAGAUGUAUACGCGGCAUCUGGAAACCAGACAUUCCCAAAUGCUUGUCCGCUCCCUGUCUGGUGCCAGCUGUGGAACAUGGACGGUACUACAAGGUGGAACCGCAUACGACGGAAUUGAGUGAUACACCCUCCUUGACACCACUCUCCACUUACGAGGAAAUUCAAUCCAAUGAGUUUAUCACGCUUGAAUGCCUAGAUGGCUUCAAUAUACAGGGAUCCGCUCAAUUGCGUUGCGCCCAUGGCUCCUGGUCGGUGAAUGCCUUUUCCGAGUGCACCUCCGUUUCCUGCACCUUACCCAAUAUACCCGGUGUCAUCUAUGAGGGUGGUUAUCGUGCUGGCUUGACCAUUGGACACGGCAGCACGGUCAGCGUACGUUGUGAGCUCUCCACUAAUACCAAUCCCAUAGAGAUGUCCUGUCGCAAGGGUCUGCUUACUCCACCCAGCAUACCCUGUGAAUCGGGCUUACGCAAGUCGCGUCAGGAGCUGGAACAUGCCACGCCCACGCCCACAUCUCAUAGCAAAAUGGAUCACAAUGAGUUGGACGAGAUUAAUAAUAACCAUCAUGACAACAAUACGGAUGAACACGAUGACUACAAGAUGUGUGGACACCCCAGUUUAACAGAUGGCGCCUUGGUUUACAAAAAUGUGGACGGCGAGAUCGAUGGUGUUUAUGAGAGCGGCACUGAGAUCUUUUUCAAUUGCAUUCCAAAUGCAGCCGGAGAUCGUCAAACCUGGCGCAUCAUCUGUGACAAUGGACAGUGGAUUGGACGCUCCUACAACUGCGAAAAUGGCACCUGCUCCUUCAAGAACAACGAAGCCAAUGUGGUGAGCUUCUAUAAUGAUCUGGAAAUACGCGAAGAUGUUGUGGACUUUCCGCCGGGUGCUACCAUCAUAUCCAGAUGCGUGGACAUAGGGAAAUUCUCGAUGACUGGAAGUCAUGAAAGGACUUGCAUACACUCGGAAUGGACGAAUACGAAGCCCGUGUGCUCGGGACUCAAUCAGGAAAAUGACUAUGCGAUGGAGAAGGCACCCACUAUACUAUUCCGGCAUAAAAAUGGACCCAUUGCCCAGAGCAACGAUGGCAAGCUGAUUGUGUAUCCCGGAUCAACGGUGCACAUGGAAUGUCUGUGGAUGCGAAGAUUUGGCAAUCCGAAAUGGAAUGUCAGUCAUACCUUCAAGAACUAUACCGAGGGCUGGGUGACAGAAGCGGAUGAGGGACGUGAUUCAACAUUGGAAUAUCGCUUGAGUAUCUUCGAUGCUGUGGCUGAGGAUUCCGGAACAUAUUCGUGCAUGACACCGGCGAGACAUGAACAUGCGGUUGAGGUGGUGGUGAAGGCGAUUAAUUGCCCGGAGAUUCCGAUACGUCGGGGCUUAAUUGUGAAUACGAACGAUACGAAACUGAGCACACGCGUCCUGUUGUCCUGCUCGAAUGGCAACUCGUUGUUUGGCGCAUCGGAGCUGUUUUGCUUGCCCAGUGGCAAUUGGAGCGCACUGUUGCCGGUUUGCGAGAGCGUGGAGUGCGGCGAUAUUCCGCUAAUGCCUAAUAAUGUUAGCUCACCUCGCGUCUCCGUGCUGUCACGUGAGGUGGGCGGUCGGUCGGCAUUCUCCUGCUCAUCGGGUUACGGAUUGCGCGGCCCUUCGGAGGCCAUCUGUUUGCCUACGGGCGAAUGGGCGACACCAUUCCCCACCUGUGUCGAAGUGCAAUGCGAUAAUCCCGGUGCACCGCAAAACGGUUACGCCCAAGGCUCGGCACCAUAUCGUGCCGGCGAUGUGGUCCAAUUCAAUUGCAACCCGGAGUACAUGAUGCAAGGUCAGCCAAUAAUUGCCUGUCAGGAUAACGGACGAUGGUCGGGCGGUUUGCCCAAAUGUGUCCAGGCAUGUUCGUAUCCUGGCACCGCCAUCAGCGGUCGCAUGUCCUCCGUCAAAUUCUAUUAUGCCAUCGGUGAGAGCAUUACGUUCACCUGCGAUGCCGGCUUGGAGCUUCGAGGCUCCAAAAUUCUCAAAUGCCAAAAAAAUGGUAAAUGGUCCAGUGCCAUACCCACUUGUGUUACCAACGAUGCGCCCGCUGGCGCCGUUGGCACGAAUAAGCAUCUGGCAACCAUGGGUUAAGCGACCCAAGAUUUUAAUAACAACGAGUUGAGAAUCAAAGUGAUACUUAUACAUCUUAUGUACUAACUACUGCACAUUCAAAACACUGACACACACACACGUAUGCUAAUACAUGUGACAUUCUUGCAAUUUUAACUGUAACUGUAACUGUAUUACUACGUCAUUUUACUAAUAAAUAAAUGUUCAAUCAA